Xenia sp. Carnegie-2017 is the source of this 2383-nucleotide messenger RNA. RefSeq lists its product as uncharacterized. NCBI's taxonomy places the organism in Eukaryota, Metazoa, Cnidaria, Anthozoa, Malacalcyonacea, Xeniidae. Bases 87 to 1484 code for a protein of 465 amino acids. The transcript is spliced from 7 exons. The record is from RefSeq and is a predicted model, not a curated record.
AUAGAUCAUCACCUUGUGAUUCACUAUAGCGUGGUUUGUAAAAUCUGUUUCAUUGCAUUUAUUUUGAAAAUCGUUUACAAACUACAAUGUUAAAUAUUAAUAUGUAUGCUGCUGUUCAGACUGCAAUUUCGCAAGAGAAUGAUAAAUCUCUGAAUGAAUUGAAAUUGCGUUUGAAUGAGGAAUAUCGUGGGGCGACUAAAAUGUCGAGAGAGGAAUUCUUAUUGCUUUUGAAAGACGAAACAUCAUUGAGCAGAGAGUUCUCAGCAGAAAUUUACAUCCCCAAAAUCGUGCGUAAGCAACACGAGGACAAAGGAAAUGUAUGCAUGGCUUUAAGAUCAGAAGUAUCUGGCAACUGUCUCUACAGUUCAGUGUCAUUGCUUUUGGCAGUUUUUUUUCCUAGCAAAACUAAAAGGACAAUUUCUGGUCCAACAUGCCCAGUGCCUUCAAAAAAAGCAAAAGCUGAAAAAAAGUCUGGGAAUAUCAGUAAGUUUUUUUCAAAAAUGGAAAAACCAGAAAUCAUUACAAGUGAGGUUUCUUGUACUAGGGUUACUGAACAAACCAUUGAAGAUUUACAGGUAAAGCCUAACUUUAUUCACAAUUUUGAUGUAGCUACCUACUACAAAAGAGCUAAAGGUUUGAAAAUGUCUGAUAUUUGUUUGCUUAUUAAAAAUGUUUUUAAACCUGAUGAAAAUUACACUUUUCCUCCUUUGAGUGAGAACAAUAAAAGGUCUUUUAAAUAUGAAUGGCUCAAAGAUUUUACCUGGCUGUGUUAUUCACCAAAAGAAGAUGGUGCUUAUUGCUUAUCAUGUGUUCUUUUUGGACAUCAAUUCCCCAGUAAAUGCUCGAGAAUAAACAAUCUAUUUCGUUCACCUUUUCGUCAUUGGAAUGAUGCUGUAGGUACAUUUAGGCGACAUGCUGGAAAUUGUAAAGGGGAAAAAAUGGGACUACAUGCAUCUACUUCUCCAAUUUUGAAUAAUAUAUGCUCUCAAAUGUCAGGUGUAGCUCAACCCAUUGAAAAUAUCUUAGAUACUAACAUAAAACUUGAAAUUGAGCAAAAUAGGAAAAUUCUUAAACAAAUUGUUGAUACAGUUCUUUUUUGUGGAAGGCUUGGCAUUGGAUUACGAGGUCAUCGUGACGAUGCUCAAUUUCACCCAGAGGUCGGUUGCUAUUCAGUCAAUGGCAAUGUUGGUAAUUUUGUUGAAUCUUUAAAUUUUAGAGUUAGAGCUGGUGAUCAAACUUUGGAAAAUCAUUUGCUCAAAUGUGGCAAGAAUAAAAGUUAUAUUUCCAAGACCAGCCAAAACAAAAUCAUCAACUGUAUUGGUCAGGUAAUAUCAGAAGAUAUUAUAAACGAGAUAAAAAAAAAUAGAUAUUAUUCUAUCAUUGCAGAUGAAGCUGCUGAUUCUUCUCACAAAGAGCAAUUGUCCCUUGUUCUACGCUGCCAAUUUUAUCAACAUAUCACAGACACGCAACAUACCCUUUGCUGAGCACGUUAAAAAGUCAGAUGUUCAGACCAAGAAGGCAAAACUGGUACACUACCAAUCACCUCAUGUGAAUGUGAGAGAUCAAUUUCAGCACUGAGGAAUCUAAAAACCUACCAAAGGAGCACUAUGGUAGAGGAACGUUUAAAUGGCCUGGCUUUAAUGCGAAUUCACCCAGAAAUUAUUCCUGACGUAGAAAGAGUGAUCAAUAAGUUUGCUGAAGAUUAGUUCGUGGGACAAGAGAACAGAUGGAUGCGUCAAAGUUCCUCUAAACCAAAACAAGUUUUCAGCCAUGUUUUUCCAUCUUGUAUACUUUUUAGUCGAGUCUUUCCAGCAUUUGUUGAUUCUUGUACAUUUUCAUGAUUUUAAAUGACAAAAUAACAUUUUCUCCCAGUUUCGUCAUGUUUGGAUGCAAUGCUGUGUCUUUUGGCCACAUUAACGUACAUUGACAAAUUGUUAUUUUGUCAUUUAAGUGCUAGGCGAUGUAGUGGACUUUCUUAAAACAGUUAAUGAAUAUCUCGUGUCAUUCACAAUUAAUGAAGUUUUAGUGAUGUCCUGUUGUGUUACAACCAGUUACGUCAUAUUGCAUAAUUAGACGCCGCAAACUUUCCAAAGUCCUUAUGUUUCCGGGCAGUUUUUGUACGUAAUACUUAAGCAGUACUUUCUAUCAAGGAAGAUAUCUUUGCCCGGUUGAAGUAAAGUAUCAUCAAAUUUAUUAUUUUAUUCGAAUUCUCAUUAUGCCAUAUGACGUUACUGGUUGUACUAAACGGGGACAUUUUAAACAAAACAAAAACAUUAGUAUCUUGAAAAUAAAAAGUGAUAUUCAUAAACUGUUUUAUAAAGGCUACAGUCAUUUUAAACGUUCUGUUUGAUAAGACUAUGAUAUUAAAUGUAAAAUUUUCUCU